Molecule: messenger RNA, 627 nt
Organism: Epinephelus fuscoguttatus (brown-marbled grouper)
Lineage: Eukaryota; Metazoa; Chordata; Actinopteri; Perciformes; Serranidae
Product: lysozyme g-like
Exons: 2
Coding region: 148-483 (111 amino acids)
Biological process (GO): peptidoglycan catabolic process; defense response to Gram-positive bacterium
Cellular component (GO): extracellular region
Molecular function (GO): lysozyme activity
Source: RefSeq, a predicted model, not a curated record
UUGCAUGCGAAUGCAGCAGAACAAUCUUGUUUGAAAUGACUCCAUGUUAUUGGCUUUGAAACUUGUAAGUGAAGUCCUUUGAGCUUUGUAGGUGUGCUGAUGAAAACUAACCUGAAAAAAUAAAUAUUAACAGGUUAUGGAGACAUCAUGAAGGUUGAAACUUCCGGUGCCUCAAAGCAGACAGCUAGGCAGGACAACCUGACUUGCGAAGGUAGGGAGGCUUCACGUACCAUGGCAGAGACUGAUUUAAAGAGAAUGGAAAAGUACAGGUCUAAAAUCAACAGAGUGGGAAAAGACAAAGAGAUUGAACCAGCUCUCAUUGCCACCAUCAUCUCCAGAGAGUCCAGGGCUGGAGAUACACUACGUGAUGGCGGCUGGGGAGACUAUGACCACAAGAGAAAAGCAUACAACGCCUGGGGACUGAUGCAGGUUAUAAUAAAUAUUACUGUUCCACUCACACCCGCUUGGUCAGGCCUCACAUAACAACUGUGUUCAUCUCAUUUCAUUUCCAUUUCUAUAGGUUGAUGUUAAUCCUGACGGAGGAAAUCAUGAUCCACUUGGUGCAUGGGACAGUGAGCAACACCUCCGCCAAGGCACCCAGAUCUUGAUUGAUUUUAUCGAAAAGAU